This is a messenger RNA of Ramularia collo-cygni, 1233 nucleotides long. RefSeq names its product related to Mitochondrial distribution and morphology protein 10. Gene Ontology annotation, biological process: mitochondrial outer membrane translocase complex assembly; establishment of mitochondrion localization; phospholipid transport. The record is from RefSeq and is a predicted model, not a curated record. The transcript has a single exon. The coding region runs from base 1 to 1233 and encodes 410 amino acids. Lineage: Eukaryota; Fungi; Ascomycota; Dothideomycetes; Mycosphaerellales; Mycosphaerellaceae. Gene Ontology annotation, cellular component: SAM complex; ERMES complex.
AUGCACGACUUUAUGACCUCAAUCCAAACCUCCUUCCUCCGCACAACGAACUGGCGAAUCGACAAUUCCUACUCCUCCCUAACAACAACAUCCAGCAACCUCCUCGACUUCCCCCUCCCCACCGGCCUCGCCCUCCAUCUCUCCUCCCUCUCCGCCCCCAACUUCGCCACCUCCUACACCCUCGGCUCGCAAGGCCUAGUCGACGGAUCCCUCUCCUUCCUCUACUCUUCCCGAUCCCUUCGCAUUGCGUCCGCGAGUCGGGAUGUCCCUCUCAGUAAUCUCGUGCGGGGAUAUCGCCAUUUAGCCGAACUGCGAGCGCCUGAAGAUGCACAAGUCUUUCGAGAGAGAAUAUUGGGCAAAGGGAAGAAGAGUAAAGAUGCAUUGUUGUAUGGGAGAUUAUAUCUCCCCUCUUCCACGCUCGAGGGCAUGUACAUUCGAAGAUUAACUCCCACGAGACUGUUGCGGGUGAAUUGCGUCUCCUCUUCCAGUCUUCCUUCGGGAGGAACAUUGCUGGCGUUGUUGUCGACGGAUAAUGGCAAGUACAGUACUGAAUACUUGUACUCUACCGAUUCUUCGCUGUUGGGCGUGAGGGGGUUGUAUAAUUUCGGAUAUGAUCCGAGAUAUCCUUCUCUUUCUUCUUCUUCUCAGACGACCAUGCAAGGGAAUGGGAUGACACAAGUCCGGAAUGCAUGGGACCAUCAAUCGGGACGUUUAUCGGCGGGAGCGGAAGCGUACUUUUCCCCGUUGAAUAAAAGUGGUGGCAUGAGUCUGGGAUUGAGAUUCGCGACUUUACCCGAACAUUCUGGGUUUCCCUAUACCAUGGCGUUGACGGUCAAUCCUCUCAUGGGAAAUCUAUCGUCCACAUAUGCCGUCAAAGCCGGACCGAAUCUGGCGCUGUGUUCGAGAUUCGACUUUAAUGUCUACUCGUACGAAUCAGACGUCGUGGUGGGGAUGGAGCUGUGGCAGCGAAGGAAAUCUCGCAUGGAUGAUGAGGACAGCGGCAGCGGUGGGGGAGUGGAGUGGGCGGAGAAAAUGUUGAGACAAGGGUGGAAGAGGGCGGAGGAGGAUGUUCAAGGAGUGCUGAAGGCUCGGGUGGAUAAUCAUGGCRAAGUGGGAGUUGUGUGGGAAUGUCGAGUCAAGGAGCUGUUGUGUAGCUUUGGCGCCGGUUUUGAUUUGAGGAGGAGGGAUAAGGUGCUUGGGAGGGUCGGGGUGGAGGUGGGAUAUUCGAGUUGA